Messenger RNA from Oenanthe melanoleuca, 3743 nucleotides. It is a transcript of the gene ARHGEF7, whose product is annotated as Rho guanine nucleotide exchange factor 7. Gene Ontology annotation, molecular function: guanyl-nucleotide exchange factor activity; protein binding. The transcript has 22 exons. Lineage: Eukaryota; Metazoa; Chordata; Aves; Passeriformes; Muscicapidae. The record is from RefSeq and is a predicted model, not a curated record. Gene Ontology annotation, biological process: intracellular signal transduction. The coding region runs from base 184 to 2772 and encodes 862 amino acids.
GGGGGGGCGGGGAGGAGGCGGCACUGCAGCUGCAUGUGUCUGUAGCGGCGGGGCCGGGGCGUCGUCAUCUGCAUUCACAUGGGGGCGGCGCCGCCGGCCUCCGCCUGAAGCCCCCGCCGGGGGAGACACAAAACCCACGCGAGGCGCGGGGCGCCGCGACCCCCGCCCGCCGCCGCCAUCGCCAUGAAUUCGGCGGAGCAGACCGUUACGUGGCUGAUCGCCCUGGGCGUGCUGGAGUCGCCCAAAAAGACCAUCUCCGACCCCGAGGGCUUCCUCCAGUCCUCGCUGAAGGACGGCGUGGUGCUGUGCCGCCUGCUCGACCGCCUGCUGCCGGGCACCAUAGACAAAGUGUACCCGGAGCCGCGCACCGAGGGCGAGUGCCUGAGCAACAUCCGCGAGUUCCUGCGGGGCUGCGGCGCUUCCCUGCGCCUGGAGACUUUUGAUGCAAAUGACCUGUAUCAGGGACAGAAUUUCAGCAAAGUUCUUAGCUCUCUUGUGGCUUUAAAUAAGGUGACUGCAGACAUAGGGCUGGGCAGUGACUCUGUAUGUGCACGUCCUUCAUCUCAUCGGAUAAAAUCCUUUGAUUCUUUGGGAUCCCAGUCUUCACACAGCAGAACUUCAAAACUCUUUCAGGGACAGUAUCGGAGUUUGGACAUGACAGAUAACGGCAACCAUCAGUUGGUGGUGAGAGCCAAAUUUAAUUUUCAACAGACAAAUGAAGAUGAACUUUCUUUUUCAAAAGGCGACAUUAUUCAUGUUACAAGAGUGGAAGAAGGAGGCUGGUGGGAAGGAACUUUAAAUGGAAAAACAGGGUGGUUUCCAAGUAACUACGUACGAGAAAUUAAAUCAAAUGAAAAACCAGUCUCACCCAAAUCAGGUACAUUGAAGAGUCCACCUAAAGGCUUUGAUACAUCUGCAAUUAACAAAAGUUAUUACAAUGUGGUGCUACAAAAUAUAUUAGAAACAGAAAAUGAAUAUGCUAAGGAGCUACAAACAAUGCUUUCAAACUACCUGCGACCAUUGCAAGCCAGUGAAAAGUUAACCUUGACAAAUACUUCAUAUUUAAUGGGAAACCUGGAAGAAAUAAGUUCUUUCCAGCAAAUGCUUGUACAGUCUUUAGAAGAAUGCACCAAGUUGCCUGAAGCUCAGCAGAGGGUUGGAGGAUGUUUUCUAAACUUGAUGCCACAAAUGAAAAGCUUAUACCUUACUUAUUGUGCCAACCACCCAUCAGCAGUUAAUGUUCUUACAGAACACAGUGAGGAACUAGGAGAAUUCAUGGAGAUGAAAGGUGCAAACAGUCCUGGGAUCCUUGUACUGACCACGGGCCUCAGCAAACCUUUUAUGCGUCUGGAUAAAUACCCCACGUUACUCAAAGAACUUGAAAGGCACAUGGAGGAUUAUCAUCCGGAUCGUCCAGAUAUUCAGAAGUCCAUGACUGCCUUCAAAAAUCUUUCUGCACAAUGUCAAGAAGUACGGAAACGGAAAGAACUUGAACUGCAAAUACUGACAGAAGCUAUUCGUUGUUGGGAGGGAGAGGAUAUCAAAACACUUGGCAAUGUGAUUUACAUGUCCCAAGUCAUGAUUCAGUGUGCUGGAAGUGAGGAAAAGAAUGAAAGGUAUCUUCUUCUCUUCCCUAACAUUUUGCUUAUGUUGUCUGCCAGCCCAAGAAUGAGUGGGUUUAUCUAUCAGGGAAAACUGCCUAUGACGGGAAUGACUAUUACAAAGCUAGAAGACAGUGAAAACCAUAAAAAUGCAUUUGAAAUAUCAGGAAAUAUGAUUGAAAGGAUAUUAGUAUCUUGUAACAACCAACAAGAUUUGCAUGAAUGGGUGGAUCACCUGCAGAAGCAAACCAAAGUCACAACUGUUGGGAAUCCCACCAUUAAACCUCACUCUGUGCCAUCUCACACGCUUCCUUCCCACCCAGUGACUCCCUCCAGCAAGCAUUCAGACAGCAAGCCAAUACCACUGACUCCUGCCUACCACACUCUCCCUCAUCCAUCCCAUCAUGGGACUCCACACACCACGAUAAACUGGGGGCCGCUGGAGCCCCCCAAGACGCCCAAGCCCUGGAGCCUGAGCUGCCUGCGGCCCGCGCCUCCCCUGCGGCCCUCGGCAGCUCUCUGCUACAAAGAGGAUCUCAGUAAAAGCCCUAAAACCAUGAAAAAGCUGCUUCCCAAACGCAAGCCAGAGCGGAAACCAUCAGAUGAAGAGUUUGCACUGAGAAAAAGUACAGCUGCUUUAGAAGAAGAUGCUCAGAUUCUUAAAGUAAUUGAAGCAUAUUGCACAAGUGCCAAAACACGUCAAACACUAAAUUCAACAUGGCAAGGCACUGACCUGAUGCAUAAUCACGUCUUGGCUGAUGAUGACCAAUCAAGUCUAGACUCCUUGGGUCGUCGCAGUAGUCUUUCUCGUUUGGAGCCUUCAGACCUCUCAGAAGACUCUGACUAUGACAGUAUAUGGACAGCCCAUAGUUACAGAAUGGGGUCUACAUCUCGUUCCCGUAAAGAAUCAGCUCCUCAAGUCCUGCUUCCAGAAGAAGAAAAAAUUAUUGUAGAAGAAACUAAAAGUAAUGGUCAGACUGUUAUAGAAGAGAAAAGCCUUGUUGACACAGUAUAUGCACUAAAGGAUGAAGUACAGGAGUUAAGACAGGAUAACAAAAAGAUGAAGAAAUCAUUAGAAGAGGAACAAAGAGCUCGCAAGGACUUGGAGAAGCUUGUUAGAAAAGUUUUAAAGAACAUGAAUGAUCCAUCUUGGGAUGAAACCAACUUAUAACCACUUUUUCCCCCCCUUCUUCUUUCUAUUGAAAGACCAGUUGUACAACUGAGCUGGGAAGCCUUCUGACAUUAGUCAGUGUUGCAUCAAGAGCACUAUAAAACAGGAUUUAACUGGAUCUAGUGAUUUCUUGUUCUGAACAUACAGAAAGAGUCAAGCCAUUUACUGAAGCAAUCUGUACUUUAAGCAUGGAGACUGUGGAUCCUGAACUCUACUAAACUUAAUUUGUUUGCAUCCAAAUUACCUCAUUUUGCAGAAAGUGCAGCACCUGACUAAAAGUCCAUGAUUUUCAGUGGCUUUUUAAUUAAAUAUGUAUUUUUCAUGUAAAUAGCUGUAAUUUAGAAUGCAUAUGUGAUUGAUGUAUCAGGGUUGAUAUUCUGGGGUUUUUUUCUUCUGUUAUUAUAAUGGUCACAAGUGUUAGAAAUGAUGGCAGUACUGUCUUACCUAAGAGAGGUCAGAGUUCUUUGUGGAUAAUUAUGAAUUAGUUCCAAAUUACCUACUCACCACACAUGCAAAUUUAAGCCCCUAUUUUUCCUAUUUACCACUAUAUUUAAAUCCUUUACUGUUACCUGUUAGUUUAAACAGUUUACAGUUCCUUAAGAACAGUAUUAAAAUACAAGAAUUUGUUUAUUGACAGUAGAAACAAUUUUUAACAAAUCUAAUGCCCACAAUUUACCUUCACAUACACUUGUUUGGCAGACUAAUCUAUUGUGUUUGGCCACCAAAAGACUGAUGUACUUGCCUGCUUUUUAUGACUGUGAUUUUUAGGUGUUUAUGUACUACAUUUUCUAUUGUUGUGCUUAAACAUACAGCUGGCUAAUAACAGAGCAUACAGUUUGUUAAAGGAAAAAUCAAUCUAAUCCAGAAUUUUGUGAAUAAAUUGUUGCUAUUUAUAUUUUAUGGUCACAGCAAUUAAAUUUUGGCUAACCUUUGUGCAUAAGACACAUGGGCUAAGCCAAACUUCAUUCAGA